AUGUCAGUUUCUCAAGGUAACCAUGGUCAAGGAGUAACGGAUGGUCGUGUAGAUUAUGGAUCAUUAGGUGCAUCCUCGUCAAUGCCUAAUCAUGCUAAACAGUUCACUCGUCUUUUUCACCCCUCGGAAUCUUGGUGUGCAAGGCUGGAAGACGACGACAAGUACUUUGUAGUGCAAUUCCCUGAAAGCAGAAAAAUUAUGGGAAUAGCCGUGCAAGGGCAUCCGCUGGAAAAUAAAUUUGUAGUCAAAGCGAAGAUAGAAGCUUAUGUUAAUGCAAAUUGGGAAAUUGUCCAUGAAAAAAAUAAUAACGAUGUAAGUUGCAUUGUUUGUAGACCCAUAACCACGGUUGUAAUAGUAAACCCGUAGGCUAGUGUUCACAAUCAAUAAUUUGAGAAUUAAUUGAUGUUUUUACUGGUCACAACAGAUAGAAGUAUAUAUUUGAAUAUAUUUUUUAUUGUCUAGCCAGCCAGCCAGCCAGCCAGUCAGUCAGUCACAUUGUAUAAUACUUUCCCAGGGUGUUAGCUACAGUAAAAAAUUCCGCGUUAAACGCGGUUCUCCCAAUUACCUUGAGGUCGCUAUUUCCCAAUUUGGGUCAGCCAAAAAAUAGCAUAAAAAUUCAAUUAUUUUUUCCACAUCUGACAAUAGACCAGUACCGUAUCUUGCCGUCCAUCUUGCCGUCAAUAUGUUGUUAAUACACCAUUAAAAACAUGUUUAUAACUACAUAUGCUCAAAAUUACUCCCAAAAUGCGGGAAAUGCCAUUUCAAAGACACAAAGAAUUGUCGCGAAAAAUUUUGAUGUCCGAAAAAAUUUUUGGACCCCUAAAAUGGUACAUUGACCGAAGUUUUUUUGGCGAUGGUAGGGGGGGGGGGGGCGGGGGUCGCCCAAAAAAAUUUUUUCCGAAAAAAAUUUAAAAUAAAUUUCCCAAUUUCAGAUAAACGCGGAUUUUUUUUACUUCUGGCUAACACCCUGUUUCCUAUUAUUGUAUUUUUAGUAUUUCACGUUCGAGCAAAAGGCUUCAUAUCAACAGUUUAGAAAUGAGUAUGUCGCAAGUAAAGUCAAACUUACUCCCUUGACUUGGUUCGACGAGCCAUGUUUACGUCUGGAAAUAUUGGGCACUCAAUGGCGUAAGUAUACAAAUAAUAGUUAAUGCAUGUUUCGAAUAAUGAGUAAAGAUGAUUAUGUAAUUAAAUAAACUUGCCCCCAGAAGAGAUGGUUCUUCUUAUGAUCCAUGUGUUGAUAAACACAGCAACAAAGGGUUAUUUGUGAGGACAAAUAGUUACAGUAAGGGUCAGAUCUUGCGUCAAUCUUAUCAAAAGUUGCAAUGUUCAACAGAAGGAAUAGUCUCGUAUUCGCACAACGUCCAUGCAAGUAAUAGGAAAUCUCAAUGGGUACAUUUUGCAUAUAUACAACAUAAAUUAAGUUCACUAAAUGUAAUGAAAAAGUCACUGCAUUUGUUACAGUUAGUUAAAAAGUAAGUAAUAUAUACAGCAUGGCAGCAGUAGUAGCUGUGGUAUAUCAGAUAAAUAAAUUCGGGCCGAAGGUAAGAGGUUAUAAAAUAGGUCUGAUAAAAGUCGCAUUUUAGAAAAUUAUCCAAACACAAGGGUUGGAUUUUGAACUGAAAAAUCCAGUGCAUAUACAAGCGCUCUCGUUAUCUUGCGAUUUCAUCUCAGCAUAUUUUUUUUCUCUUUGUAUAGAUAACCAUUUUUCCUGGACGACAUAUUUGCUAGAAAACAGCACAAAUGUGCAAUAUUCUGCAGCUGAAAAGCAGAGCUAAAACGCUGUGCAUAUUCCAAAAUCAAGUGCAGUAAAGUUUCAUGAUUUUAAUAUUCCAUGUCUUGCAAAACCUGAAGCCUGCCACGGAAAUUUUAUGCUCAAAUUUGUCCUUUCUUUUACGAAUGAAACCGACGAGGGAAUUAUUUUCAGCACUUCUGGUUUUAAUACAAGUGUUGUCGGUACUUCGCUGUUCCUUAAAAAUUCAAAACUAAUUGCUAGCAUACGAACUAAAAGUAGAGAAUGGAAAGUCUCAGCGCCUAUGAACAUGGCUGUCAAUGCAUUUCAAAUUAUUAAAAUAAACUGGGGUUAUAACGAAGCUAUUAAAUUAACGAUAGGCACGAACACUUACAUUGAAACAUAUAUGACAGUUUCACAUAUCCCUGAGCCUGGUGAGGAUUUAAAUGGGGUCCUCAAUGUUGGAGGUAUUGAUAUGUUGUUGCGAUUCAGUGCGUUUAAAGUUGAAGAUUAUGACGGCGAAUGGAGUAAAAGAAUGCAGUAUGGAGGUAAAAAUACUUAA
Molecule: messenger RNA, 2291 nt
Organism: Paramuricea clavata
Lineage: Eukaryota; Metazoa; Cnidaria; Anthozoa; Malacalcyonacea; Plexauridae
Source: the annotation of a GenBank genome assembly